Molecule: messenger RNA, 3340 nt
Organism: Pseudomyrmex gracilis
Lineage: Eukaryota; Metazoa; Arthropoda; Insecta; Hymenoptera; Formicidae
Gene: m
Exons: 8
Coding region: 780-2549 (589 amino acids)
Source: RefSeq, a predicted model, not a curated record
UCUUCGUCGCGAGUGGAAACGCGAGAGAAUUUCGAUGCGUGUGACGAAAGGCGAGAAACAGAGAAUCGGCAGUGAAAAGUUUAAUGUUGCUGUAUGUCAGAUCGCGAUAUAUCGCCACUUAAAAGUAAUUGCUUCACAUUCAAUCGCGAGGAAAAGAAUAAAAUAAGCAGAGAAUAAGCUGAAAAAAACAAAUACAUACACUAGAAGAGAAAAAACCGCCAGUGUAUUUUAUUUAUCUUGAGAAUUUUAGAAUAUUUCUUCUUUCGGCAUUAAAUGACCGAGUCACGUAAUGUAUAUACUACGCUAGAAUACGAUACGCACACACAUCCGUAAGACGCGCGUGUCCGGUAAGUUGCAUUGCACGAUGACCGCGACUACGACCGCGCCAAUAUAAACACCAAACAAGAAGGUCACGGCGCUGGUGAAUUGUGUUAAGUGCGCCAGGCAACUUUUUUAUAUGUCAAAGUGGUUCCGCGUAAAAUUUCUCGUCGGCAGAAUACUCUCUUGAUCGUGAAUGACGAUAGAAUACAAACGAUAGAAUAUAGACGAUAUUGACGCAUCUUAUAUAACUAAAAAGAAAAAAGGGAAAAGAAGCCUUCGUUGUGAUAAAAUCAUUCUGGGAUAGGACAAAAGAGAAAUAAUAGAACGAUAACGAAACUGUGCCGGGAUGUUGCACGAGGAGCUGCUGAGCUCCAGCUAACACGUGGUGAUUACGCGCACACUCCACAGUUGCGAGAGGCCAGGACGGUGUUUUGUCGUAAAGGGUUGGGACCUCCAGGAUGCCAGGAGUGUGGAAGUUGCUGCACAUGCUGAUUUACAUGAUGGUGGCUGGCUUGAAGAGCGUCAAUAGCAACAGCGACAUUUGGCCGCUGGAAAGACCAGAGGGUAUGCCGGCCAUCCAGUCUUUGGAAGUGAUGUGCGGUAAGGAUCAUAUGGACGUUCAUCUUUCGUUCUCGCAACCUUUCGAAGGGAUCGUCUCGUCCAAAGGCCAGCACGCGGACCCACGAUGCGUCUAUGUUCCGCCGUCUACGGGACAAACAUUCUUCUCCUUUCGAAUAGCUUACGCGAGAUGCGGCACAAAGCCAGAUAUGCACGGACAGUUUUAUGAAAACACUGUAGUGGUGCAGUACGAUAAAGACCUGCUUGAAGUUUGGGACGAGGCUAAGCGUUUACGAUGCGAAUGGUUUAACGAUUACGAGAAGACUGCGUCGAAACCGCCGAUGGUUAUUGCGGAUCUCGAUGUAAUACAGCUGGACUUUAGAGGCGAUAAUGUGGACUGUUGGAUGGAAAUUCAGCACGGUAAGGGUCCAUGGGCGCCACCCGUCUCUGGAAUCGUACCGCUCGGCUCUACUCUAACUUUGGUCGUCGCCAUAAAUGAUUACCGAGGUGAAUUUGACAUGCGGGUCAAGUCCUGUGUAGCUUCGGACGGCGGCGAUCACACAAUACAGCUCAGUGACGAGUCCGGCUGCGUCCUCAGGCCGAAGAUGAUUAGUAGAUUCUUGAAAGCUCGAGGUUCGGACGACCGCGCGACUGUCAUCACAUACGCCUUCUUUCAUGCGUUUAAAUUCCCGGACGCGUUGAGCGUACAUAUCAAGUGCAAGGUGGAAAUAUGUCGAUAUGGUUGCCUGGAUCACUGUCAAUUGAGUGGUUCCGUGGCUCACUAUGUACAAGAGAGAAAAGAUCAAAUACGACCGCAGUACGUACAGAGCACGGUAGUCUCUACCACUCCCGAUGACUAUAAUAAUAGCGCGAAUAAACACGACGAAGACGCGGACAGUGACGCUGAGCAAGAGGAUGGUCCUUCGUACGACGACGUCAUCCAGAACGGUGACGAGAUGGCGUCAAUCGACAAGCAUUUCCUUGACGUUGAAAAAUUGCUUCCGAAAGCGCAAGCACAAACGAGUAAUCGAUUACCACCGACUAUAACCGAAACGCAACCCAAUAGCAAGAUCUAUUUCGAUGAUCUAUCAAAGUCAUUCAUGGAACCACCGCGCAUAAUUAGAUACGAGAGCGAGCAGGAUUUUCCGCACGGGCCACGCAAUCUCGAGGAAGACAGCGGCGCGACGCCGCUCUCUACCGGCACUACCCGGCGAAAACGCUCGAUGACAGUGACGGAUAGAAAAGUGCGCAGCGCUGACGUCGGUGUCAGCGGUAUCUAUGAAGUUAUCUCCGAAGCGGAUCUGGCCUUCAGUCCAGACGCGCACGUCGAAGCAGUAACCGUUUUCCAAGGUAGAAUACGCGAGGAAGUAGUUUACGGGAUCUGUCUGCCAAUGCCGGGUUUCAGCGCGCUCUUCAUUGUCGUCGCCCUUUCAGCGGUUGUCUCUGCGCUUGUUGCUGGUGCAAUGCUGCACCGGCUGCAAGUGCAGCGGGAAGUUACUGUUGUUAACAAGGAAAACAACCAAACUGACGUGCACAUAAACAACAGUUGGUUAUCUUACGGUCUACUCCGCGUGCGCUGCACAGCGCGAUCCGUUCACCAUCCCGAAGAGCUGAAGCAAGCAAGCCUGGCCUCGCAAGCCACUUCGGAUUCGUCAGUCGAACGAGGCUGACGACGAAGUCAGGGAUUCGCUUCGGUCUCAAGACGCGCUGAUUAGAUGAAUCUGAAGAAAAGACAAUGUGCAAUACUAUGCUGUACAAAGUAUUAUAAGUGCAUAUAAGAAUCCGCGCGAUUACAGGUCAAGAAAACUAAUUAUUUUGCAGGAAAAUGCACGCAGGAAAGAGGAGAAUGAAAAUAAAAACUAUUUAUAAUAUUGACAUGUCCGAGUGUCUUCCUGCGAAUCGCGCGAUUGCACUGAAUUUUCGCGAAUCGCAGUCACCGAGAACUUUGUCUUUAGGUACGUCUUUAGUCUGAUUUUUAGCGAAUCUAUCUUUGUAACUGUCAUACUAUAUAGGUAUAGGCACAAUCUUGUAACCCGAUGUUAAUGAUAAUGUCCUUGUUAUAAAUUGUUUUAUAAAUAUAUAUAUAUAUGUAUAUAUAUAUAUAUAUAUACUUUUAUUAAUCCUUUGUGAACAGACUUUAAACAUGACGAUUAUUUGGACAGUCUGGUCUGUGAGACCCACACGACUUUCAAAUCGAAUAUCUCUGCAAAAAAUUAAUAUUUUUUCAAUUGUCUUUUUGAAGCAAAAGGUUGAAUGAUUCUGCAUCAAUAAAAAAACAAAUUGAAAAAAUAGUAGUUUUGAAGAUAAGCGUUUAAAAACACUAAUAUCUACUAGAGACACGCAAUUUUUGAGUGUAUCUGGUAUUCUCAUAUCUGUCCGCAAAAAGUUAGAUUAAUUAUUACAGAAAAGAAUAACAAGAGAAAAGUAAAAUAUACUCUAAUUUGAGAAAAAGAUUUGUUAU